Diversispora eburnea is the source of this 423-nucleotide messenger RNA. Lineage: Eukaryota; Fungi; Glomeromycota; Glomeromycetes; Diversisporales; Diversisporaceae. The record is from the annotation of a GenBank genome assembly.
UAUAAUAUUUCUUUUUACUUGUCAUAUCUUGCAAGAUGGCCAGAUCUUUUUUGUGUACAAGAAUCUCCAACUGGAAACAUGAUGGGAUAUAUAAUGGGUAAAGCAGAGGGACGUGGUAAAGAGUGGCAUGGUCACGUAACAGCUAUCACAGUUGCUACUGAAUAUCGACGUUUAGGUUUAGCUGAUGGUUUGAUGAAAUUAUUAGAAAAAGUUUCAGAUAAAAUAAUUACAAACGAAGCAGCUAUUGGAAUGUAUAGAAAAUUUGGAUAUAAAGUGCAUAGAAGAGUAGUUGGUUAUUAUUCAUCUAGUGAUAAUAAUGAAGAAGAUGCUUACGAUAUGAGGAAAUCUUUGUCAUUAGAUGUAAAUGGAGAAUGUGUUAAUGAAAAUGGAGAAAAUAUAUUGGUUAAACCUGAAGAUUUAUAA